Mesocricetus auratus (golden hamster) is the source of this 2998-nucleotide messenger RNA. It is a transcript of the gene Mterf1, whose product is annotated as mitochondrial transcription termination factor 1. The record is from RefSeq and is a predicted model, not a curated record. Gene Ontology annotation, molecular function: double-stranded DNA binding. The coding region runs from base 1764 to 2900 and encodes 378 amino acids. Gene Ontology annotation, biological process: termination of mitochondrial transcription; regulation of DNA-templated transcription. The transcript is spliced from 2 exons. Gene Ontology annotation, cellular component: mitochondrial matrix. NCBI's taxonomy places the organism in Eukaryota, Metazoa, Chordata, Mammalia, Rodentia, Cricetidae.
ACCCCUUACGCGCUUGUGCCUGUGCGGGUUAAGAGGGAACUGCGUGUGAGCCGUUGCGACUCCGCUGCCCGUCCCCCCGGAUGGCGUCGGGAGGCCGGGUAGUCGCUGCUUCCUUCUCACCGUGGCCGAGAAAGCUUUAGUUAUGCCGGAGAUAGUGCGUCAAACGUGUCCAGCCAGCCUUCAUCUCUAUUCCCUCCCUCGCUGGUGGCAAUUUGCCUUUUCUUUUCCGGAUAGGAGCUGUGUGAGGGUGGUGGAGACAUCUGCCCCUUACCUUUUCUGGAGAGAUCCAAAAGUUUCCUCUCUUAAGACGACGAAGACGGUGUGGAGAUGUAGUUCUGUAAAACAAAACAAAAACUUUACAUUUAAAUGCUGUGUCAAGAGAUUAGCCGCGUUGCGCUACCCCACUGCCAGUGAUUAGGGUUGUCUUCAACAGCCCAUUCAUUAGCUGUCCGUCUGUGGGGCAGAAGGAAACAUAAGUCUCCCUCCUUAGACCUCACUCAGUCACCAAGACUUUUCAUGAUAUUUACUAAGUUUAACAUUACUUAAGAAAAUGGUUUUUUUUUCAGGGUAAGAUUGAAAUAAAUUACUCGAUAUUUACUUCAAAAAGUUGCAGUAGGCUGUUCAGUCACCCUGCCAGAGGUUACAAAUUCAGCCCCCAAAAAAUCUGUUGUAAAAGGGAACUUGUGUUUAUGUAGAACUUUGCUGUACAGCUAGGAUUUUAGAGUUUCACCCUAUCUGAAAGAAGAGACAAUUAUAACAAUAUAAGUGAAACUCAGAAGAGGUUGGUGUGUGUGUGUGUGUGUGUGUGUGUGUGUGUUGAUAUCAAAGUAUAAAGUACUGCUGGGGAGGGGGGUCUAACAAGAAGGGGACAGGGGAAUAAGAAUUAUGAUAAAAAGCAGUAGGACAUGUUUCUAAUGUGGAAUUUAGAUUUAUAUGAGCUGUAUGUCUGUGUGCAUGUGUGUGACAUGGAAGCAGAAGAGGCUUUGGGAGGAGGAAGAGGACCAGUGGUGUGUGCCAUGUAAGCAAAGUACACACACAUAUGUGUCAUGUAUGUUAUAUCUAAUGAAGCCCAUUAUUUGCUAUGUCAACUAAAAAUAAUGAAAAGGCAGGAAAGACAAAGAGAUUGCAAGGGGCUGGGAAGUUCAGAGCAAGAUUGCUUUGCUACUGUUUUUGAUGAUGGUAGGGGUAAGAAAAGAAGUAAGCCCUCGUCCUCGUGGUGCUUGUCUCAAAUGGCAUUAAUCAGAGGAGAGUUUGGGGCUGCAGACAUGUGCGGUUCAGUCUUGGGCAUGUUGAUUUUCUUAGAAGGUAUUUGCUUGAGGAUAAGUUAUCUAAAGAGAAACAAAUUCGACUUUGACAGACUCACAGAAACCCGAACAGAUUUUUUUUUUUUAACCUUGAUUGUUGUUGUUCAGUCCUGUUCUCCAGCAGAGGUCACCCAUGAGUGUCUGGAAGGGAAAAGGUUGAAUUGUACAAGCUAGAUAGAGCCUUUAUUCUUUUUGUUUUGCUAUGUUUCUUUUUAUUACUUGAGAAUUUUGAUCAUAUCCACCCUCUCCUCCAACUCCUCCUAGAUCUAUAUCCCAUUCCAUUACCGUUCAACUUUGGGUACUCUCUCUCUCCCCAUUGACUUCAAUUAGAGUUACCUGUAUUCCUUUGGGUGUGCGGCUACCAUUGGAGUGUUUGACCUGCUAGGAGUCACUCAUGAAGAAAAGAACUAAAAGAAGGAUAUGACUGCUCCUAGCAUUUGAAAACCUUUGGGCUAUCUGAUGAUUAUGGCAUCAAGAAACAUCUGGUGUGUGGGAAGGAGCUUCCUCUUUGGUUCAAGAGGUUGGAUGACCCAAUAUUCAGCAGAAAUUUUCCUGAAAGCAGUUUCAUUUAGGCCUUUUACUGUGAAACAUAACAGUCACAGAGAGCCUUUGGAGAAUGCGGACCUACUGAACAACUUACUCACCAUGGGAGUUGAUAUUGCCAUGGCAAGGAGACGACAGCCUGGAGUUUUUAACAGGAUAGCUACAAAUGAGCAGGAACUGAAAGUAUUCCUUCUGUCCAAAGGAGCCAGUGACAAAAUGAUUGGUAAUAUCAUAUCAAGAUACCCACGAGCCAUAACACGCAAUUCUGAAGGUCUUUCAAAACGGUGGGAGCUGUGGAGAAAGAUUACGGCAUCAGACAUUGAAAUAAUAAAUAUUUUGGAGCGUUCUCCUGAAUCCUUUUUUCGGUCUGAUAACAACCUGAACUUAGAGAAUAAUAUAGAGUUCCUCUGCUCUGUUGGAUUGACUAACAAAAGCCUCUGCCGGCUGUUGACCAGUGCUCCUAGGACUUUCUCCAAUAGCCUGAAUUUGAAUAAACAAAUGGUUGAGUUUUUGCAGGAGACCAGUGUGUCCUUAGGUCACAAUGAUCCCAGAGCUUUUGUCAGGAAGAUACUUUCUAAAAAUCCUUCCAUCUUGAUUCAGAGCACCAAACGGGUAAAAACGAACAUUGAAUUUUUACAGUCAACGUUCAACUUAAACAAGGAGGACCUGCUGCUUCUGAUAUGUGGUCCAGGAGCUGGAAUCCUCGAUCUUUCCAAUGAGUGUACCAAAAGAAACUACACAAAUAUCCGAGAGAAGCUGCUUUCUCUUGGAUGCUCUGAUGAGGAGGUACAGAAGUUUGUCCUAAGCUAUCUGAACAUGGUCUUCUUGUCAGAGAAAAAGUUCAAUGAGAAAAUAGACUGCCUCAUAGAAGAAAAAGUCAGCAUUUCACAAAUAAUUGAAAAUCCUAGAGUUUUGGAUGCAAGCGUUAAUACUUUAAAAACUCGAAUGAAAGAGUUGGUACAUGUUGGGUAUGACUUGAGUUCAUCAAGCAUUGCUCUCCUGUCCUGGAGUCAGAAAAGAUAUAAAGCCAAAUUGAAAAGAUUGAAUGGAUAGGACAAUGUUAGAAGAGUAUUGGUGCUAUUUCUACUUUGGAUGGUUCAAAAUGAAAGCUUUAUUUUUGUAAAUAAAUAUUUAGGAAAUGUUUAAGAUUA